CUAACAUCAAAAUAUUUACGACUGCUUUUUGCGCUACUUGCUUGCAUUUUGCAUAUUUUUAAAUAUUUAUGCACUCAUUCAUUAUGUAGUUUAAGUUAAAUAAUAACAGAUUUACAUACAUUCCUUAUUACCGUGGAAGAUUAUGGCAUCGGCGACUUCAAGCACCAAAUACAUAAACAAUUUGCGGCUAAAACUAUGCUUUUGCAUACUCUUAAAAUGCAACAUCUCCAUAUGUGUCUGCUGUGCUUAAUUGCAUUAGCGAUACUUUCCUACUUCGUCCAUCAGCGUCCUUCUUGGGUAACUGACUACAAGGGAGAGGCAGGUGGUUUUAGCGAAGCACAAACCUCGAAACCCCCUCUUUACAUCGUUGUCGUAUGCUGCGGUCAAAGAGUCCAGGAGACUCUGGUUAUGAUCAAAUCAGCCAUUCUGUUCAACUAUGACGAAGAGUAUUUAAAAUUUUUAAUUUUCACCGAGAACGGCCAGGGUGAUGAGUUCACGGAAAAGCUGACGGACUGGCGAGACAUCAAACCCUUCACGUUUGACUUUGAGAUCCUGCCUUUGAAGUUUCCCAGCCACAAUGAGGUCGAAUGGAAGAAUCUCUUCAAGCCGUGUGCCGCUCAGCGUUUGUUUCUCCCGUCUUUGCUAACGAAUGUGGACUCAUUGCUGUACGUUGACACGGAUAUAUUGUUUUUGUCACCUAUCUCGGAUAUCUGGCGAUUCUUUAGGAAGUUCAACGAGACCCAGAUCUCAGCGCUGACGCCGGAGCACGAGAACGAGAACAUUGGCUGGUACAACCGCUUCGCACGGCAUCCGUUCUACGGCCGACUCGGCGUGAACUCUGGGGUUAUGCUAAUGAAUCUCACCCGAAUGCGGGAAAUGAAGUGGGAGCAACAUAUCCUGGCUAUUCACAAGGAGUACAAACUGCGGAUUAUCUGGGGCGACCAAGACAUCAUAAACAUACUAUUUUACUUCCAUCCCGACAAGCUGUACAUCAUGCCGUGCGAAUACAACUACCGUCCAGAUCACUGCAUGUACAUGAGCAUUUGUAACAUGUCCCAUGUCGGCGUCAAGGUAAUUCACGGCAAUCGUGGCUAUUUCCAUUCCGACCGGCAACUGCUUUUCAAAUCCAUUUACGAGUCGAUGGAGAAUUACCAAUUGGGGUCCAAUGCCAACACCCAAUUCCUAAUGCCGCUCCAUGCAGCACUUAAAAUGCAAUCCGUCAAUGAGUCUAGCUGUGGAAAGAUAUCAAAUGAGGUCCUGAAAGUGGCGAAUACAGUUCUAAGUAAUAGGUACAGGGAGGAUUAGCGUGUAGUGUAAAUAGGUAAUAAUAUAGAGUAUUAUUAGAAAUUGUAGAAAUGCGAUUUGCAACGAAAUGUACUUAACUACAGGUAUAAGUUUUUAUACAACAAUGAAAACAGAUGAUUGUACAAAGAUUUGUGAGGGAAAUGCAGCGUCGGUAUAUCAAUAUUAAUUGAAAAAACCAUUCCAUAAAAUAAAUAAAACUUUAAUA
Messenger RNA from Drosophila kikkawai, 1510 nucleotides. RefSeq names its product glucoside xylosyltransferase 1 shams (gene shams). Gene Ontology annotation, biological process: protein O-linked glycosylation via N-acetylgalactosamine. NCBI's taxonomy places the organism in Eukaryota, Metazoa, Arthropoda, Insecta, Diptera, Drosophilidae. Gene Ontology annotation, molecular function: UDP-xylosyltransferase activity. The record is from RefSeq and is a predicted model, not a curated record.